AAGAGAAGUUGCUAGACGUCUCCUUGGUUAAAAAAACAAAACUUUUCUUUUACAGAACCGCGUGGUAGAACGAAGGCGAACAACAGCGCCAAGUGCCCUGGGAGUAUCUUGUGCAGUCGGCUACACCCUAUUCCUUUCCAUUUCCUCCAAUCACAAGGAAAGGGCAUGGCAGCUGAGGGUGAUCUUGACUUGUCAACACUGCAGUCUCAGCUAAGUGAAACUCAUGAAAUGUGGAAGCAGGAGAUGGAAAAACGCCAAGGCCAAGUAGAUGUGCUACAAGCCAAAAUUAUGGAGGUAAAGGCUUGCAUACAGGGUUCAGAGGAGGAAUCAAAGAAGGAGUUAGAUGUUCUUUGGCGAAGGGUAAAAACUACUGCAACAUUAUUGACCUACUUGAAAUCAAAAGCAAGAGUAAUGGCUGUUCCUGAUUUAGCCCAUAAAUCAUGCGGCAUAAAACUAUUAGAAGGAGUGGGGCUUGUGGAUAGAGAAGGUACACCAUUGUCUGGUUGGUCAAGGAAUGUUGAUCUCUCUUCAUUUGAUUGUCUGGAUGAAGAAGCAUGGAUUGGACUUAGUAGACAACAAGGUUCUUUGGAUGAACAAGAUGGAGCCUAUAUUGGCGAAUUAAUCCAGUCUGUGCAAAUGGUCACGGAUGUAAUGGAAGUACUUGUUAAAAGGGUUAUCAUGGCUGAAUCUGAAACUGCUAUUGAGAAAGAAAAGGUAACUUUAGGUCAGGAAGAAAUUCAAAAGAAGGCAGUCCAAAUUGAGAAUAUGUCUUUAAAGUUAGAAGAGAUGGAAAGGUUUGCUCUGGGUACAAACAGCAUUCUUAAUGAAAUGAGGCAGAGGGUUGAGGACUUGGUUGAAGAAACUUCUAGACAGAGGCUACGAGCUGCUGAGAAUGAACAGGAGCUUUCUCGUGUGAAGCGGGAUUUUGAGUCCCUGAAAUCUUAUGUUAGCAGUCUUAUUAGUGUAAGAGAAACUCUUCUUUCAUCGGAGAAGCAGUUUCAAACCAUUGAGAGGCUCUUUGAACGGCUAGUUGCAAAGACAACACAGCUAGAGGGUGAGAAAAUGCAGAAAGAGGCUGAAGUUCAGAAGCUUAUGGAAGAGAACGUGAGGUUGACUGCCCUUCUUGACAAGAAAGAAGCUCAGCUUUUGGCCAUGAAUGAACAAUGUAAAGUAAUGGCCCUAAGUGCUUCAAAUAUAUGAUCUGAUCUGAUUAGCUAUCUUGUUCUACUGCCUGUUGGCCUGUGGCACCUGGUUGCUUUGUUCCUAGCAGACACGAUGACCAGACGGGAGAACUGUAAGGUGGGACAAGCAAUGCCUGCAGAGGGAAGUUUGUGACGACGGAUACUUUCUGGAAAGUGUAACAUUAUGAAGAGAGCAGUGAACUUGAAUUAGUGCCAUUGUUGUGCUUUUGAAAAUUGGACCAUAAAGUGUGAAUGCAUAUUGUUGUGCUAUUGGAACACGAAUUUGGUGUAUUAAUGAAGUUGAAAAUGUCCAUCGUUCUUGUAA
This is a messenger RNA of Theobroma umbraticum, 1506 nucleotides long. Its product is annotated as polyamine-modulated factor 1-binding protein. The record is from RefSeq and is a predicted model, not a curated record. Gene Ontology annotation, biological process: response to red or far red light; negative gravitropism. Lineage: Eukaryota; Viridiplantae; Streptophyta; Magnoliopsida; Malvales; Malvaceae.